AUGAGAUCUCGAAUUGAUCAGGCGGUGGAUCCCAGCGACAUCAACAGCGAGAGCGACAGGCCAGGUGCCGACGGGAGUGAGGACAGGAUGAAGAAGAGACUGGACUCUGGUUUGGUUUGGUCCGGUCUGGUACUUCGAGCCCAAGUAACUCUCUGGGGGGAGGUGGUCGAUGUUUUGGACCGGCUGGUGGGUGCUUUUUGGUCUGGUGGAAGGGGAGGAAAGGCGAGAAGAAGCCUUGGACCCAUCGGCACGAAUGAAGGCUGGGGCUGGGAGGGCGUGGACCACAUGAAGCAGAGGCGUGACUGUGUAUCAGUAUAA
Pochonia chlamydosporia 170 is the source of this 318-nucleotide messenger RNA. RefSeq lists its product as hypothetical. Lineage: Eukaryota; Fungi; Ascomycota; Sordariomycetes; Hypocreales; Clavicipitaceae. Bases 1 to 318 code for a protein of 105 amino acids. The record is from RefSeq and is a predicted model, not a curated record. The transcript has a single exon.